CUGUUCGUGACAUUCGUGGAAGUAACAUCAGCGUUAGCGGUCGUCUACGUCUUCGCGUCCGUGUCCGCGUGUGCAGCUUCCUGUGUUUGCCGGUGGGAAACGCUCACUUAUUCGACUAUCUUCGCACGGAACGUUUUCCAUUCACGAUCACGGUUCAUCUGUCUCCUUGCGCGUGUGUGUGUUUGUACUUAACUCCUUCCGGUUCCUCUGCCAGCAGCAGCAGCAGCAAACAACGAAAACAACAGCGCACGGCCGAUCCGCACGUAACCACAUCUCGCGUAACUGUGAAUCGGUAAAGGAAAAAGCACCGAACCACCAUGGCGCGUCUUCUCGCACGCUUCUGCAAGACACUUCCCGUCCAGGGUAGCUCAACCCAAUCGUCGGUGCUGCCGGCCGUCUCGAUGAUGCCGGCGCGUGCCCGUAGUAAGUAUUUACCGCCUCCGGAUUCACUGUUAUCUUUUGCCUCUUGUUGAUCUGUUGUUUUAUCGUAAUUGCGCCUGCUUUUCGUGUGUGUUUGUAUGAGUGUAUGCGUGACAGUGUUUGCACUGCACUGCAAUUGCACUCUGUUGCAGCAGGCGCCGGAUCGGUUACAACAGCGAUGACCAUGACCUGUUUCUUUACACAACGAUCACGAUCGCUUGCAAUUUUCCUCCGUCUGGACGGUGAUCCUGUGGCACACUUUACACGUGACCACUUUUUUUCUCAAAAUGUCUUGGCCAGCUAUGCUUUGAGCUGCUUUGACUUGAACCGUCUUAGCUGGGCAAGUAGUUUUUUGUCCCGGGGGAACGAUCUUGAUCGGAUCAGCGUUACAUGAUCUUGCUGUGUAGGAAAAUGAAUUUAUGAAACUAUACACGUGCCCCCCCCCCCCCCCCUUAACGGAACCGCUUCCCUCCAUCUGCGAACCUUAUGUUCCGCUUUCCCUCUCUGCUUUCGGGCCCCACGGUCGACACGGACCUUGUAAGCCGUAAUAUUUAUUUGACUAGUUAGAAAUCAAAACAGUUUCAAAGGUCGUACGGCUUGAUACGGCUUGUUGAUACAAUCUCAAUUUGAUAAUCGCAAUCGGUAGAUGAUCGGCGUGUUCUGACGAUGGCCGUGAAUGCAUCCCUCCGUGAUGCAUGCAUCCCUUUCGCCGGGUGAUGUUUUUGCAUCACCGCGGGCUUAAAUGCCUUAUCACGGUGACCUAAAUGCGCGAUUUGGCCUUGGAUUGGUUUGUUACUAGCGAAUUAGGACUCCCCACAUAACUCCGGGGGUGAAUACGGUCCGGGCUUGGCUAGGCUGAAGAUUCUCAGGAGCAUUGGGUUUAUCCGUAGCUCAUUUCUUCGUAGGCUCUUAUCUUAUGUAUCUUAGUAUGAACACCUUUUACUCAGGACACUUCAAUUAUCAGAUGUCCUUUGGAGGAUUUUGAGUUAGUUUUACAACCUAUGUCUCUCCAGUUAUGUCUUGUCAGACACCUUCAUUAUCUAGUACCGGCUUGAGUAAGCAUCUAUUCUACGGGAGACUAGAUCCCGCCGAGCUAGAACUACAGAAAACUCUUGCGAAUCCGUAAUCCUUUAUGCUUCGUUUUUAGGCACCGACACCCGCAUCCAGGCCGCAAAGCCUGUGGUCGAAAUGGACGGCGACGAGAUGACGCGCAUCAUCUGGCAGUUCAUCAAGGACAAGCUCAUCUUUCCCUAUGUGAAGGUGGAAGCGCUCUACUACGAUCUCGGCUUGCCGUACCGCGACCAGACGAACGAUCAGGUAACGAUCGAUGCGGCACACGCGAUGCUGAAGCACAACGUCGGCAUCAAGUGCGCAACGAUCACGCCGGACGAGCAGCGCGUGGAAGAGUUUAAGCUGAAAAAGAUGUGGCUCAGCCCGAACGGCACGAUCCGUAACAUUCUCGGCGGUACGGUGUUCCGCGAGCCGAUCAUUUGCAAAAACAUUCCGCGCAUUGUCCCGGGCUGGACGAAACCGAUCGUGAUCGGGCGCCAUGCGCACGGGGAUCAGUACAAGGCGCAGGACUAUGUGGUCCGCAAACCGGGCACGGUGAAGAUGGUGUACACCGGGGAGGAUGGUACGGUCGAGGAGAUCCUGCUGUACAAGUACCCGUCGCCCGGUGUGGCACUGGCCAUGUACAACACGGACGAGUCGAUCACCGCGUUCGCGCACUCGUCGUUCCAGGUGGCGCUCAGCAAAGGUUGGCCCCUGUACCUGUCCACCAAGAACACGAUCCUGAAGCGUUACGACGGCCGGUUCAAGGAUAUCUUCCAGGAGAUUUACGAAAAAGACUACAAGAAACAGUUUGAGGAUGCGAAGAUCUGGUACGAGCACCGGCUGAUCGAUGAUAUGGUAGCGCAGGCGCUCAAAUCUUCGGGCGAAUUCGUGUGGGCCUGCAAAAACUACGACGGAGACGUGCAGUCAGAUAUUGUGGCGCAAGGGUACGGUUCGCUCGGCCUCAUGACAUCGGUGCUGGUGUGUCCGGACGGCAAAACGCUCGAAUCGGAAGCCGCUCACGGAACCGUCACGCGCCACUAUCGCGAACACCAGAAGGGACGCCCCACCUCCACCAAUCCGAUCGCAUCGAUCUUCGCGUGGACCCGCGGUUUGGAGCACCGAGCCAAGCUUGACAACACACCCGACCUAGCCCGCUUUUCGCAAGCGCUCGAGAAGGCCUGCGUCGACACGGUGGAAUCGGGCAAGAUGACCAAGGAUCUGGCACUCUGCAUUCACGGUUCGCGCAACCUCAAGGACAGCAUGUACCUAAACACGCAGGACUUCCUGGAAGCCAUCUCGGAGCAGCUGGAGCGUACGUGGAAGAAGUAGGGAGCACGGACCGUGCGGCCGGGGACACACUUUUGUACCAUAUUUGAAUUAAACUUUCCGAAUAAAAAACGAAACCUUCCCAGA
Molecule: messenger RNA, 2886 nt
Organism: Anopheles stephensi (Asian malaria mosquito)
Lineage: Eukaryota; Metazoa; Arthropoda; Insecta; Diptera; Culicidae
Product: isocitrate dehydrogenase [NADP], mitochondrial-like
Exons: 4
Coding region: 1609-2802 (397 amino acids)
Biological process (GO): isocitrate metabolic process
Cellular component (GO): mitochondrion
Molecular function (GO): NAD binding; magnesium ion binding; isocitrate dehydrogenase (NADP+) activity
Source: RefSeq, a predicted model, not a curated record